AAUUGAUCCAAUCCUUCGGUCCAAAUCCACUCAUCUCCCCAUCCCCCAUCAAAACUGUCAACUUCUCUCUCUCUCUCUCUCCAGUUGGAUUCUCACUUUGCUUCCAGUUUCCUCAUAGUUCUUCCCGUGCUCUUCAAUUCUUGCAAGCCCAUAUAUAUAUAUACACAAAAGAUACAUCGGUAUAUGGAGUGUAUCGUGUAGAGGUGUAUAGAGAGGGGGGAGGAAGUGUGUGGUGUGGAUCUGGAUCUUCGAUUUAGCAAUCUUGUGAGUGGUGAGUGUUUAGUGGAGAAAGAUGGAGGUCGUGGGGAGAAGGCCUCACGUGAUUUGUGUGUCUGUGUGUUUGACGCUCCUCCUCUUCAUUAACGCGGCCGACUCCUUCUACCUUCCUGGCGUCGCUCCCCAAGAUUUCGUCAAGGGUGAUCUUCUGAAGGUGAAAGUGAACAAAUUGACCUCUGUAAAAACUCAACUUCCUUACUCCUACUAUUCCAUUCCUUACUGUAAACCGGAGAAAAUUGUGGACAGUGCUGAGAAUCUUGGGGAAGUUCUUCGUGGUGAUCGUAUUGAGAACUCUCCCUAUGUGUUUAAGAUGCGAGAAGCACAGAUGUGCAAUGUUGUUUGCCGUAUUACACUUAAUGCCAAAGAGGCAAAGGAAUUCAAAGAGAAGAUUGAUGAUGAGUAUCGAGUAAACAUGAUCUUGGAUAAUCUCCCUCUAGUUGUGCCUUUUAAAAGACCUGAUAUGGACACUUUGGUUUAUCAGCAUGGUUUCCAUGUUGGUUUGAAGGGGCAGUAUGCUGGAAGAACAGAGGAGAAGUAUUUUAUCCACAAUCACUUGACAUUUACUGUAAAGUAUCAUAAGGAUGAAAUGACUGAUGCUGCAAGAAUUGUGGGAUUUGAAGUCAGACCAUUCAGUGUUAAGCAUGAAUAUGAAGGUGAAUGGAAUGAUAAAACUCGAUUAACCACAUGUGAUCCUCAUGCAAAACGCACAGUAACUAGCUCUGAAUCUCCACAGGAGGUUGAAGACAAGAAGGAAAUCAUCUUCACAUAUGAUGUGGAAUUUCAGGAGAGUGAAGUCAAGUGGGCUUCUAGAUGGGAUACUUAUCUUUACAUGGCUGAUGAUCAAAUCCAUUGGUUCUCGAUUGUUAAUUCUCUGAUGAUUGUUCUUUUCCUCUCCGGAAUGGUUGCCAUGAUUAUGUUGCGGACUCUUUACCGUGACAUCUCCAAGUACAACCAGUUGGAGACUCAGGAAGAAGCUCAAGAAGAAACUGGGUGGAAAUUAGUUCAUGGGGAUGUUUUCAGGCCUCCAACAAACUCGGAUUUGCUCUGUGUUUAUGUUGGAACUGGUGUUCAAUUUUUUGGAAUGAUACUAAUUACAAUGAUCUUUGCAGCACUUGGGUUCCUAUCUCCUUCUAACCGUGGAGGGCUAAUGACAGCUAUGCUACUUCUGUGGGUGUUCAUGGGCAUUUUUGCCGGAUACGCCUCAGCUCGGCUGUACAAGAUGUUCAAAGGAACAGAAUGGAAGAAAAUUACGCUUAAAACAGCUUUUAUGUUCCCGGGAAUCCUCUUUGCUAUUUUCUUCGUCUUGAAUGCACUAAUUUGGGGUGAGAAAUCAUCGGGGGCUGUGCCGUUUGGUACCAUGAUUGUAUUAGUCCUCUUGUGGUUCGGAAUUUCAGUUCCACUUGUUUUUGUGGGUAGUUAUGUAGGUUUUAAGAAGCCCGCUAUUGAGGAUCCAGUGAAAACCAACAAAAUCCCAAGGCAAAUACCCGAGCAGGCAUGGUACAUGAACCCUUUCUUCUCUAUCUUAAUUGGAGGCAUACUACCAUUUGGUGCAGUAUUCAUCGAGCUGUUUUUCAUCCUGACAUCAAUCUGGCUACAUCAGUUCUACUACAUUUUCGGUUUCCUCUUCCUUGUAUUCAUCAUCUUGCUUGUGACCUGCGCCGAGAUUACCAUUGUGCUAUGCUAUUUCCAACUGUGCAGUGAGGACUACUUGUGGUGGUGGAGAUCAUACUUGACAUCUGGUUCAUCAGCUCUAUACCUCUUCCUUUACGCAGCAUUCUACUUCUUCACCAAGCUCAACAUCACAAAACCAGUGUCGGGUAUUUUGUACUUUGGGUAUAUGCUGAUUGGUUCAUAUGCUUUCUUUGUGCUGACUGGUACCAUUGGUUUCUAUGCUUGUUUCUGGUUUACACGGCUCAUCUACUCAUCCGUGAAGAUUGACUAAAUAGUGUUGCAAGCUGAAAGGAAAUGUUAUUCUAGAAGAGCAUAUGAUCCCCCUCAAAGUUGGAUCCUAGCGUAUCCUGACAUCUUUGCUUUCUUCUGUCAUAGUCGGGUAAGCUACAAAUUCCUUGGUGAUACAUAUACUAGUUUGUCUUUGACAACGUUUUCAUACUUGCCUCUUCAGUCUUUGUAAUAUUAUUCUCACUUUUCCUUGCUCAUAAGCAUUUAUUAAGACAUUUUUGGGAGGAUUUGGAGCGGUUCCUGUCCUCACCAGGCUUGUUUUUGUUGUAAUAGCGAGCGUCCUUGUAGAACUUCAGCGGUAAAUCACAUGUAACCUUUAGUACGUUAACGAUUCUGAGUCACUUGCAAGAUACAUGCUAGAUUGCACUUUAA
Messenger RNA from Sesamum indicum (sesame), 2607 nucleotides. Its product is annotated as transmembrane 9 superfamily member 9. Gene Ontology annotation, biological process: protein localization to membrane. NCBI's taxonomy places the organism in Eukaryota, Viridiplantae, Streptophyta, Magnoliopsida, Lamiales, Pedaliaceae. Gene Ontology annotation, cellular component: membrane. The record is from RefSeq and is a predicted model, not a curated record.